Myotis daubentonii (Daubenton's bat) is the source of this 3500-nucleotide messenger RNA. RefSeq names its product Mab-21 domain containing 2 (gene MB21D2). NCBI's taxonomy places the organism in Eukaryota, Metazoa, Chordata, Mammalia, Chiroptera, Vespertilionidae. The record is from RefSeq and is a predicted model, not a curated record.
GUCCCUUUAAAUGGGGACGCUGGUGCUGGCUCCCUAACACGCGAGCCGGCAGCUUGUUGAUUUCAGAGCUGGUGAAUUUCACAUUGUUUCCACUUCACUUUCCUCGCCCCGAGGGAGGCUCGGUUGGCGCUCGGGCCGCGGUCGCCGCUGCCAGCGAGGGCCACGGGAGGGCAAGGACCUGCAGGACCGGGGCCGGCGUGGGGCGCAGGAGAGGGUGUCGGGGCCACACGCGCACUCGCGCUGCAGUCCAGCUCCUUCCGAAGCCGGGACGCCCGGAGCGCACGGAGCCGGGACCGCCCGCCUAGGCGCCCGCCCUCCAGCCCGCCCACGGUCCCGGCCGCAGCCCGGGAGCCCGCGAGGGGAGGAGGCCCAGGGGGCGGGGUGGGGGGCGGGGGUGGGUGCCGCUGCCGCCGCGGAGCUGCUGCUCGGCGCGUUUUGCAUGAAGAUGGCGGCUCCCACCGCCAGCAAGGCAGCCUCCCUGGGCUGCAACAACAAGCCGACGUUCCCGGAGCUGGAUUUCAGGUCCGGCGCUCGGGUGGAGGAAUUGAACAAACUCAUCCAAGAAUUCACGAAGCACGACCAGCGGGAAUACGACGACCAGAGAGCGCUGGAGAUCCACACAGCCAAGGAUUUCAUCUUUUCCAUGCUGGGAAUGGUGCAGAAGCUGGACCAAAAACUUCCAGUGGCCAAUGAGUACCUGCUGCUCUCUGGGGGAGUCCGGGAAGGCGUGGUGGACCUAGACUUGGAUGAGCUUAAUAUCUAUGCCCGGGGGACUGACUACGAUAUGGACUUUACCCUUCUGGUGCCAGCCCUUAAGCUGCAUGACCGUAAUCAGCCAGUGACACUCGAUAUGCGCCACUCAGCCUUGUGCCACUCUUGGCUGAGCCUCCGGCUCUUUGAUGAGGGGACGAUCAGUAAAUGGAAAGACUGCUGCACCAUCGUGGAUCACAUCAACGGUGCCACCAACUACUUCUUCUCCCCAACCAAAGUGGCCGACUGGUUCUAUGACUCCAUCAGCAUCGUCCUAUCAGAGAUACAGAAGAAACCCCAGCGAGGGAUGCCAAAGGUGGAGAAGGUAGAAAAGAAUGGGACCAUCAUCUCCAUCAUCCUGGGUGUGGGGAGCAGUCGCAUGUUGUACGAUAUUGUCCCGGUGGUGUCUUUCAAAGGCUGGCCUGCAGUGGCCCAGAGCUGGCUCAUGGAGAACCACUUUUGGGAUGGGAAGAUCACCGAGGAAGAGGUCAUCAGUGGGUUUUACUUGGUGCCUGCUUGCUCCUACAAGGGUAAGAAGGACAAUGAGUGGCGGCUGUCCUUUGCCAGGAGCGAGGUGCAGCUGAAGAAGUGCAUCUCCAGCAGCCUCAUGCAGGCCUACCAGGCCUGCAAAGCCAUCAUCAUUAAACUCCUGUCCCGGCCCAAGGCCAUUAGCCCCUAUCACCUGCGGAGCAUGAUGCUCUGGGCCUGCGACAGACUUCCCGCCAACUACUUGGCUCAAGAAGACUAUGCAGCCCACUUUUUACUGGGCCUCAUCGAUGACCUGCAGCACUGUCUGGUCAACAAGAUGUGUCCCAACUACUUCAUCCCUCAGUGCAACAUGCUGGAGCACCUGUCGGAGGAGACGGUCAUGCUCCAGGCGCGCAAGCUGUCCUCCGUCCGCUCUGACCCCGCAGAGCACUUGCGCACGGCCAUCGAGCAUGUCAAGGCCGCCAACCGGCUGACGCUGGAGCUGCAGAGGCGGGGGAGCACCACCAGCAUCCCCUCCCCGCAGUCGGACGGAGGGGACCCCAACCAGCCUGAUGACCGUUUGGCCAAAAAACUGCAGCAGCUAGUGACUGAGAACCCGGGGAAGUCCAUCUCUGUCUUUAUUAACCCUGAUGAUGUCACCAGGCCCCAUUUCAGAAUUGAUGAUAAAUUUUUCUGAGCAUUUUGCUGCCUUUUGGUUUUCCUGGUUCUAAAACUUGCAUCAUGUGUCUUGUGGUCCGUGCCGCUGUCUUUCCGUUUUCUACACAUCCAGCCUAGAUUGGAUCUGUUAAGAACACAUUGGAAGUCUCCUGUUUUGCAGGGUGGUGCAGGCUCUGAAACAGUAUAUUACUAUUUCAUACGCUGCCUCUGGUUUUGUUUACUGUUUAUAGUUCUUUUCACAUAGUUCAUUUUUGUUUUGUUUUUUAAGGAGACCUUGAGCCAUAGACUGAGAUGCCCAUGAAUUCUCUUGCUUUUUUUCUGUUUCAUACUUUGUGCAAAUUUGUUAAUGGGGAUAGGGAAACAGACCUCAUUCUGACACAUAAGGAUUCUAUUAUUUUUUGUUUUGUUUUAUUUGUCUUUAUUUUCUUUUCUUUUAAUGAGCUAUCUUCACUACAGAUAUUUGGGAGUCACCUGAAGGUGGGAACUACCCUGUAUGCUAGCUGGAUUGAAUUCUUCUGACCAGUGGCCAGAGUAGUUUCCCCUUCCCACCUAGCAAUGUCGACUUUGAAAGUGAUAAUGCUACAGAUUCUGUUUUGGAGCAACUUCAUUGAAUGUAAUGGUCCUCAAAUCAGAACUUCGGAUGGUUUGGAGGGAAUGUUUGACAGCUUUCCAAACAGAAUUAAGGUUCCCAAAUGGUAGUUUUAGUGUGUGUAAUUAUUUGAAGUCUUAUUUAAAUAUUAUUAAAGAACAUACCAUUAUAAUUGUUAUUUGCACUAAUGAAAUCUUUUACAUUGUCAGAGUUCCAAUGUGUGUGUUUCAAUAUAAAUUGACAUCUUCUGUUGAAAUGCUGUCAUAUAUUUUUUUUAAAUUUAGCCCAUUUCUUGCAAUCAAUGGAAUGAUUCUUUACAUUUGUUUAGUCCUUUCAUGAUGGGCUUCUGUUUUGCCCUCUUUGAUAUUCCUGGUUCCUAUCUUACUGAGAGAAGUUUUUAAAGCUUUAUACCUGCUGAGUGACUUUAUCUGAAGCUGGGUAAAAUAUAUACUUGAUAGAAUAGGUGUCUUUGUAUGUAUUUCUUUUGGGGUUAUAGAGGUUAGCUUUUUUUGUAAAGUCUCUUUGCUUCUACUGAGAGUUUUGAGGAAAACUGGCAGGAAGAAUUUAUAAUCCCCAAAUAGAAGAUAUCAUGCCUGUUCCAAAACAGGUUUUGCUAUAGAGCAGGAACCAGGACAUGUCUGUGGGCACCAGCCUUGGAGUAGAGCUAUCCUGUCUUCAUGAACGAAGUUUCCUGCCGGGUUUAGGUGCCACAUGGCAUUGGCUCCGUUUUUGUAUGGACUCAUUGCCAACUGUGGGGUUUGAGAGGUCAGGGGGCCUGCUGAUCUCUCAAAGAUGACCAUGAUGUCUACUACUGGAAAGGUCAAGCAACAUUUUGACUUUGAUCUUGAAUGUCCAGACCUACAGGUUUGAUCGAAAUCAGGCAUAUGCGGUCCUGGGUUUUUGCAUGGGAAUUAAUGUAAUGUUUAUAAAUGAAAAUGAAAUCCUUCAACCAUCUUUAGUCAAACACGCAAAAAAAAAAAAAAAUCAUAAUAAAAGAAACAUACUGGCCUUGGAA